This is a messenger RNA of [Candida] anglica, 924 nucleotides long. Lineage: Eukaryota; Fungi; Ascomycota; Pichiomycetes; Serinales; Debaryomycetaceae. The record is from the annotation of a GenBank genome assembly.
UAAUUGGUUUGCUUUUAUUCUUUAUACACUAAAUAUAUAUAUAUAUAUAUAUUUCUCAUAGAUAGAUAUUUAAUCUAUUAUAGAAGAUAAAUAGAAAAUGUCAUACGGUCCUAAAGCCGCAGAGAGAUUAUCUGGGAAGAUUAUCUUGAUUACUGGUGCUUCAGCCGGUAUCGGUGAAUCUACUGCUAGAGAGUUUGCAGCUGCCGCUGCAGGCAAUGUGAAGCUUAUUCUCACUGCUAGAAGAGCAGAAAAGUUGUCGGCCUUGGCUGAGGACUUAAAGAAAGAAUACUCCAACAUUUCUGUUCAUACUGCAACAUUGGAUGUGUCCAAGAUUGAUACUAUUGGUAAAUUUGUCACUGAUCUUCCAACUGAAUUUGCAGACAUUGACAUUUUGGUAAACAAUGCCGGUUUGGCAUUGGGCCGUGAUAGUAUCGGUACAAUCAUUGAACUGGACAUCCAGGCGAUGUUCAACACCAAUGUAUUGGGCCUUAUCACCAUGACUCAAGCCGUAUUGCCAAUCUUCAAGAAGAAGAAUAGCGGAGACAUUGUCAACUUGGGAUCCAUUGCUGGUAGAGAUCCUUACCCUGGUGGAGGUAUCUAUUGCCCAACCAAGGCUGCAGUGAAAUCGUUCUCCCACGUGUUGAGAAAGGAAUUGAUUAACACUAAAAUUAGAGUAUUCGAAGUUGAUCCAGGUAAUGUUGAGACAGAAUUUUCAAACGUUAGAUUUAAGGGAGACUUGGAAAAGGCAAAGCUGGUUUAUUCUGGAACUGAACCAUUGUUGGCUGAAGAUAUUGCAGAAAUCAUUGUCUUUGCCUGUUCUAGAAAGCAAAAGACUGUGAUUGCCGAGACUCUUGUGUUCUCCACCAACCAGGCCAGUGCUACCCACUUAUAUAGAGACAGUUAGAUAUUGAAGCUAUAUUUGUC